Messenger RNA from Cheilinus undulatus (humphead wrasse), 1214 nucleotides. It is a transcript of the gene arl6ip5a, whose product is annotated as ADP-ribosylation factor-like 6 interacting protein 5a. Lineage: Eukaryota; Metazoa; Chordata; Actinopteri; Labriformes; Labridae. The coding region runs from base 57 to 629 and encodes 190 amino acids. The transcript has 3 exons. Gene Ontology annotation, biological process: negative regulation of transport. Gene Ontology annotation, cellular component: membrane. The record is from RefSeq and is a predicted model, not a curated record.
AGAUUUUACAGACGGCUGCUUGUGUGUCACUGUCAAAAGGUAGGAGCCGUAGGCAGAUGGCGAAAGUGGAGCUGACACCGCUUAGAGCCUGGGAUGACUUCUUUCCAGGCACGGAAAGGUUCGCUAAACCGGACACCAAAGACCUGGCGAAAUGGAACAACAGAGUUGUCAGCAACCUGCUUUAUUAUCAGACUAACUAUUUGACGCUGGCCGUCGUUGUUUUUCUCAUCGUCGGGUUCCUCAACCCUCUGGGGAUGUUCACAGCCAUGGCGGUGGUGUCAGCCAUAUUCCUGGGGUCUGUGUGGGCCGGGGAGAACAGAGCUAUUAUAAGCAACUUUAAGAGGCAGAAUCCCACAGCGUUUUUGAUUGCUGUCAUGGUGGCCAGCUACGUUGUAAUCUCUAUACUGGGGAGUGUAAUGGUGUUUAUGUCUGCAAUCACGUUACCUCUGGCUAUGAUAUUUGCACAUGCUUCAUUUCGCCUUCGUAACAUGAAAAACAAACUGGAGAACAAGAUCGAAUGUGCAGGACUGAAGAGAUCACCCAUGGGCAUUUUGCUGGAAGCCCUGGGUCAACAAGAGGAGAACAUUCAGAAAAUCCAGAGCUUUCUGGAGGGAAAAAUCAAGGAGUGACUGGACUUGGAAAUGAGCAGACACAUACAAAUACUUUCUGACCAAAGAUUGUACCAUUGCUUUCCAUUGAUAUAACCCAUUUUGAAUCUUUCUAUUUCUUUUAAGAUGAGCUUUCUAAUAUGGCAUGUUCACGUGUGUAUGUUCUGAAAAGAAAAUCUUUGAUUCAAAGGGCUCUAUUUUUUCCUUGGAGUAUCUGUCACUCCACCUAGUCCUAGAACUCGUCAAGUCACUUUUCUUAAAUGGUGAAAGGACAUCUAAGCACUCCUUCACAUCUUUGCUAUGCAAUCUGUUCCUGUGCAGCUCAGCUGCAGACUUCUUCCCAAGUGUUAAAUCUGAACAGUCUGAAACAGCUGUCAGUGCUGCAAGUUUACUCUAAAAUUCUAAAGGGAUGCAAGUGUUGCUUUGUAAUAAGAAUAAAAAGGGCAAACUCAACACUCAUCGCCAAGGUAUUCUAAAGGGCUUGAAUGUUUCAAGUUUGUAAAUAAUGUCUCCUCCAGUAAAACUUAACUGUAAAUCUCUGUAUGUAUUUGAAUAGAAACCAAACAAACAGAUGGUAAUGCAAAUAAAAAGAGCCAGACAAAAAUG